CAGCUCAACAGCGUCAACGCAUAGCAAAGAGGUGGAAUACAUCGAGGAAGCUUCGAAGUCCGGCUCGGCUUCGAGGAGAGCACGGUAGAGCCUGCGCUUGCAGCUCGCUCAGUAUGUCGUCCGGUAUCAAUCAGCCGAAUCGUAUAGAUUCCUGGGUUCUGGAAGACGGAGAGAAGCUAUUGACCAUCACUGAGGAUCCCAAAAUCCCAAAUGCGGCGACCGUUCUGCUGAAAAAGCAAGAUCAUACCAUGGCCAACAUGAUUCGAGGGCAACUGCUUCUUGAUCCCUCCGUUCUUUUUGCCGGCUACAAGGUCCCGCACCCCCUCGAGACCGAUGUCAUUAUCAAGAUUCAAACGGAUGAACGAUCAAAUCCUGCCGACGCGCUAAAGAGGGCAUGUACCCUGCUCAUACAGCAGACACUCGAGGUCAAGAAGCAGUUCAUGGAGCAAGCGAGAAACGCAGAAAUGGGUCUCGGUCUAGGAGCAGAAGCUCAACCUACAAAUAUGGGUUAUGAUCCCUAUGGAGACGGACUCGCAUCUGGCGCUGCACGGACAGCAGACGGGGGUGACGCUUAUGACUUUUAGAAUGGCCCGAGGUGCUCAGGUGUUAGGUCAGAAUCCAAUUGUAUCUUCUUGUUGUAUGCAUCAGAACUUCAUGGAUAUAGAACAGAUGUGUUGUAGCAGUGUGUUUGCAUGACG
Molecule: messenger RNA, 698 nt
Organism: Kockovaella imperatae
Lineage: Eukaryota; Fungi; Basidiomycota; Tremellomycetes; Tremellales; Cuniculitremaceae
Product: DNA-directed RNA polymerase ii 13.3 kda polypeptide
Exons: 4
Coding region: 114-584 (156 amino acids)
Biological process (GO): transcription by RNA polymerase II
Cellular component (GO): RNA polymerase II, core complex
Molecular function (GO): protein dimerization activity
Source: RefSeq, a predicted model, not a curated record